Rhipicephalus microplus (southern cattle tick) is the source of this 689-nucleotide messenger RNA. RefSeq lists its product as uncharacterized. The record is from RefSeq and is a predicted model, not a curated record. NCBI's taxonomy places the organism in Eukaryota, Metazoa, Arthropoda, Arachnida, Ixodida, Ixodidae.
CAACCGAUAGCGUGCUGCGGUUUUUAGACGUUGAAAUGGAAUUCAAGCAGCAGCACACGUGUUGGGAAUACAAGCCCAGAGCUAAUAAGCCCCUGUUGCCAUACCAAUCUGCUCACUCGAAGCUAGUAAAAAGAAGCAUUGCCAAUCUGUGUUUUGGGAACGCAUUGCGGAAAUCUUGCCAUCAUAAAAUUCAGAAAAGUGUCAUGAGUCAGUCGGAGAGGUUAUCCGCAGCAGGUUUCCCAGAGUCGAUACAGGUGUCUGUUGUCGAGGGUUUGCUUAAAAAAUGCCGGUUGGACAGUCGCCCUCGGGAAGCAGACAUCCAACCGGCAGCGAGUAGGAGCAGAGUUGCAGUAGUGCCGUACCUGCACAAAACUGCUCAUAACCUGAAGAAAGUAGCUAGUCGAGUGGGCAUCAAAGUAGUAUUCUCAGCACCACAAAAGCUUGGCAGGAUAAGUCGCUUGACGGACCCGCACCGCAAGCCUGCUGUCGGUUGCUCCAAGAAGCAUCGCGAUCAUUUUGUGGCGUGUGUUGAAGGGGUAGUUUAUGGGCUUCCUCUGACUUGUGGUGGUAUAUGUAUAGGUCAGACGGGUAGAUGCCUUAAUGACCGUCUUCGUGAACAUAAGCUCAAUGUUAAAAACAAGAAUAAUUAUGGCCAUUUGUCAGUACAUUGCGUGGAAUGUCUGUGCUAG